Molecule: messenger RNA, 1415 nt
Organism: Solanum lycopersicum (tomato)
Lineage: Eukaryota; Viridiplantae; Streptophyta; Magnoliopsida; Solanales; Solanaceae
Product: protein SGT1 homolog A-like
Biological process (GO): defense response to fungus
Cellular component (GO): cytoplasm; nucleus
Molecular function (GO): protein-folding chaperone binding
Source: RefSeq, a predicted model, not a curated record
AUCAUCUUUUAAAAUCCCCUCCAAUUCCAUUAAUCAUCCAUUCUGUAACAUCCCUUUUCCCUCUCUUGUUCAAGAAACUUCUUCUCAUCUCAUCCAUGGCGUCCGAUCUCGUAACUAAAGCUAACGAAGCAUUCAUCGACGACCACUUUGAGCUCGCCGUUGACCUCUACUCUCAAGCCAUUGCUAUUACUCCUAAUAAUGCCGACCUUUUUGCUGACCGUGCUCAGGCCAAUAUCAAACUCCGUAACUUCACUGAAGCUUUUUCUGAUUCAAACAAGGCGAUUGAGUUAGAUCCGUCAACGGCAAAAGCAUAUAUGCGCAAGGGUUUGGCCUGUAUGAAGCUUGAAGAGUACCAAACUGCAAAGGAAACUCUAGAAAUUGGUGCUUCUUUAGCACCAGGAGAAUCAAGAUUCACUAGGUUAAUCAACGAAUGUGAUGAACAUAUUACAAAGGAAGCUGGAGAAUUGCCUAAGUGUGCAACAGUUGAGACCACAGAAAGUAUUGUCCCUUCCUUUGGAUCAAUGUCAUUGGAUAAUGUUGCUGCUGUUCCAAAAGAGACUCAACUGGCUUUCAACUUACCGUAUGAAGGAACACCUGCUGUCCAACCAAAGCAUGAAUUCUAUCAGAAACCGGAGGAGGCGGUGGUAACUAUAUUUGCCAAGGGCAUACCUGUCGAGAAUGUUUCAGUUGACUUUGGCGAACAAAUACUUAGUGUUAGCAUUGAUAUACCAGGCGAAGCUGCGUACUCUUUCCAGCCUAGGUUGUUCGGUAAGAUAAUACCUCAAAAAUGCAAAUAUGAAGUUAUGUCUACAAAAAUAGAGAUUCGACUUGCUAAAGCUGAAUCUAUACACUGGAAAUGCCUCGAGUAUACUGGGGAAAUUGCUGUAGUACAGAGGCCAAAUGUGUCAUCAGACAGCCAUAAGCCUAGCUACCCUUCCUCUAAAAUGAAAUGCAAGGACUGGGAUAAACUAGAGGCUCAAGUGAAAAAGGAGGAAAAAGAAGAAAAAUUGGAGGGAGAUGCAGCACUGAACAAGUUUUUCCAAGAUAUUUACAAAGACGGCGAUGAUGAUGCAAGAAGAGCCAUGAUGAAAUCAUUUGUGGAAUCUAAUGGGACUGUUCUGUCCACAAACUGGAAUAAGGUUGGUACAAAGAAGGUGGAAGGAAGCCCUCCAGAUGGCAUGGAGCUGAAGCAAUGGGAACACUAGGAAAUCCAGUGACUAUUUUCUUAUUUUCCUUUUUGCUCUUCAUUCUUGGUACUUGGUUGUCGUAGAACUUGUCCAUAGUUUCUAGUGUAAGAUGGGCUAAUGGAAAUUUUGAUCUAUGGGAUAUGUCAAUUUCCUUGUGAACUUUCACAGUUCGCCACAUUAAGGCUUGGCUAUUCUGUUCUCUAGAUAUACCAUUUCUUGCGUUCUCCA